AUGGGUACGGCGGGUCGCGAUUUCGAGCGCGACCGGGAGGACCAGCUCCACUGUCGAAUUUGCGCUAGUGAUAUACCAAAAAGCGAAGGGAUCCAUAUUUUCGCUGAGGAUGGUAGACGGUACUACCUGCAGACCAAAAUACGAAAAUAUCUGUACAUCUUGGUAUCUUCUGAAGAUAAGUUAUCAAAAAUGGUGUGUGUUACAUGCAUUAAAAGAUUAGAAAGCAUUCAUCGCUUUGCGAUGAUGGCAUAUAGAACACAGGAGAAACUAAGAUUACAAUUAUAUAAUAGCAUUGACAAUACAAAUGCUACACAAGAUGUAGAAUUGGAAUGUAUUGAAAGUAAAUUGAAAGACGUGCAGGAUGGAACAAAGAGGAUGGAAGAUCGGGGAUUGUUGCAUACAAUAUUAACAAAGGGUGCAAUAGAAAUUUUGGCUGAAGGUGAGCCAUUGGGACCAUCAGAAUUAUUGUUACAAGAAGACAAAUGUCCUACUCCAAACAUGGAAGAAAUGGAAGUCAAAGUAGAUCCAAUGUUAUUUUUACAAUAUGGUAUGGAAGAGUCAGGAUCAGAAUCCUCGGAGGCAUCAGACACUGAAGAUAAGAUAACAAGACUAGAUUCUCCAGAACCAUUACCAUUAACAAACAAAACUGAUCAUAUAAAAAAGGAGAAAAUAGAAGAGAACAGUGACGAUAGAUCACAACAAGAUGAUGAGGAACUAAUGUCUAAUGCACCAUUGAAACCUCAUGAAUGUACAAUAUGCUCUCGAUCUUUUAUAUCUCAGAUUGGUUUACAGAAUCAUUUAUGGUCACAUUUGCCUAAAGAUAAGCGACCGGAUGGAAAGCCUAUUCUAAGAUCACAACAAGUAUAUUCUACUAAUGGUGUACUUCACAUGAAUACUGAUAACAAUUCGUCUGGAAAUUUUGUCUGUCCAAUUUGUAGUAAAAAAAUAUCUACCAAGGGAAAUCUAAAAGUGCAUUUGGAAACUCACCGGCCUAAGGGAAAAUAUGGUUGUGACAUAUGCGGUAGAAUCUUCAAGACACAGUCAAAUUUAUUCAGACACAAAGAGUACCAUGGUGGAAUACAGUUUCCAUGUAAUGUAUGUGGGAGAGUUUAUCCAACAAAUUCAACAUUACGUGCUCAUAGUAUCACGCAUUCCGAUCUGAGACCGCACGCGUGUCCCCUUUGUGAUAAAACAUUUAAAAGAAAUCAAGAUUUAAAGUUUCACAUAAAUCAGCAUACAGGUGCAAGGCCUUAUCAGUGUCCCUAUUGUCCAAAAGCUUUUGCAAGCUCUGGAAACUGUUUUUCACAUCGUAAAAGAAUGCAUCCUCGAGAAGUACAUCGAGACAGGCAGAGAGCUGCAGAUUUAAUGAGAUGA
This is a messenger RNA of Dufourea novaeangliae, 1374 nucleotides long. RefSeq names its product zinc finger and SCAN domain-containing protein 10-like. Gene Ontology annotation, molecular function: RNA polymerase II cis-regulatory region sequence-specific DNA binding; zinc ion binding; DNA-binding transcription factor activity, RNA polymerase II-specific. Gene Ontology annotation, biological process: regulation of DNA-templated transcription. Bases 1 to 1374 code for a protein of 457 amino acids. Lineage: Eukaryota; Metazoa; Arthropoda; Insecta; Hymenoptera; Halictidae. Gene Ontology annotation, cellular component: nucleus. The record is from RefSeq and is a predicted model, not a curated record. The transcript is spliced from 5 exons.